Molecule: messenger RNA, 4919 nt
Organism: Pteropus alecto (black flying fox)
Lineage: Eukaryota; Metazoa; Chordata; Mammalia; Chiroptera; Pteropodidae
Gene: EPS8L1
Product: EPS8 like 1
Exons: 19
Coding region: 1-2157 (718 amino acids)
Biological process (GO): regulation of Rho protein signal transduction; positive regulation of ruffle assembly; Rho protein signal transduction
Cellular component (GO): ruffle membrane; vesicle; plasma membrane
Molecular function (GO): actin binding
Source: RefSeq, a predicted model, not a curated record
AUGAGCACCAGCACCGGCCCAGAAGCUGCCCCCAAACCAAGUGCCAAGUCCAUCUAUGAGCAGAGGAAGCGUUACUCCACUGUAGUAAUGGCCGACAUCUCCCAGUAUCCAGUCAAUCACCUGGUUACGUUCUGCCUGGGCGAGGAAGAUGGCGUGCACACGGUGGAGGAAGCCUUGCGGAAGCUGGCGGUCAUGGACAGCCAGGGCCGCGUCUGGACCCAGGAGAUGCUGCUGCGCGUGUCUCCCGACCACGUCACACUGCUCGACCUCGUCUCCAAGGAGGAGCUGGAGUUGUACCCGCUGAGCGCCAUCGUGCGCUGCGACGCGGUGACGCCGCCGGGCCGGAGUCGUUCGCUGCUGCUGCUCGUGUGCCAGGAGCCCGAGCGCACACAGCCCGACGUGCAUUUCUUCCAGGGCCUGCGUCUUGGGGCGGAGCUUAUCCGUGAGGACAUCCAAGGGGCUCUGUACGACUACCGCUCCGGCCGUGGGGAUCGCAGGGCCGCGGCGCUCAGGGCCACGCAAGAAGAGCUGCAGCGUCGUCCCUCGUCCCCGGCCGAGACCCCGCCCCUGCAGCGCCGCUCCUCAGUCCGCGCAGCGAUCAGCACCGUGGAACCGACGAUGGGCUGCGGACGACCCCAGGAGGAACCCAUUCCCGAGGCAGAAGCAGCGCGGAGGCCCUGCCCGGAGGAGAUCUCCGGCAGCGCUGACCAGGCCUCCCCGGACCUGGGCCCCCGCGGCCCAGAGCUAGCCAGUCUGCAGGCGGAGCGGGACGUGGACAUCCUGAACCACUUGUUUGACGACGUGGAGAGCUUUGUAUCCAAGCUGCAGAAGUCUGCGGAGGCGGCCCGAGUGCUUGAGCACCGGGAGCGCGGUCGCAGGACCCGGCGCCGGGCGGCUGGGGAGGGCCUCCUGACACUGCGGGCCAAGCCGCCCAACGAGGCCGAGUACACCGACGUGCUUCAGAAAAUCAAGUACGCUUUCAGCCUGCUGGCCCGUUUGCGCGGCAAUAUCGCCAACCCCUCCUCCCCAGAGCUGCUGCACUUCCUGUUCGGACCUCUGCACGUGAUUGUGGACAUGUCGGGCGGCCCCCAGCUCGCGAGUGGCGUGCGGCAGCCACAUCUGACGUCCGAGGCCGUGGCACUACUGCGGGAUAAUGUCACCCCAAGUGAAAAUGCACUCUGGACCUCUCUGGGGGAUUCGUGGACCCGGCCAGGGGUGGAGCUGCCCCUGGAGGAGGGACCCCCAUACAGCCCCGAGUUCUACAGCGGCUGGGAACCCCCAGCCACUGACCCGCAGGGCCGCCCCUGGGAGGACCCAGUAGAGAAACAGCUACAGCACGAGCGGCGGCGCCGGCAGCAAAGCGCCCCCCAGGUCGCUGUCAAUGGUCACCAAGACCUGGAGAAAGAAGCUGAGCCCCACACGGAGCCGGAGCUAGCAGGGAAAUGGGUCCUAUGUAAUUAUGAUUUCCAGGCCCGAAAUAGCAGUGAACUAUCAGUCAAGCAACGGGACGUGUUGGAGGUCCUGGAUGACAAGCGCAAGUGGUGGAAGGUUCGGGACUCUCAAGGGCAGGAGGGAUACGUACCUUAUAAUAUCCUGACAACCCACCCGGGGCUCCCGGGGGACCGCAGCCAAAGCCCUGCCCGCAUUCUGAAUAGCACUCCCCCACCCCCGCCGGCCACGGCCCUAGCUGUGGCUCCUACCCGGGCUCAGCCCCACUGGGACAGCUGCGACAGCCUCAACAGCUUGGACCCCAGCGAGAAGGAAAGAUUCUGCCAGAUGCUCAGUGUCAACGAAGAGCUGCAGGCGCGCCUGGCCCAGGGUCGUUCGGUCCCCAGCCGCACAGCCCCAGGGCCCCGCAUCCCGGAGCCGCAGCUCAGCCCGCGUUCAGAUGCCUCAGAGGUCCGCGCCUGGCUGCAAGCCAAGGGUUUUAGCGCCAGGACAGUGGACGCGCUGGGCGUGCUGACCGGAGCGCAGAUUUUCUCGCUGCAGAAAGAGGAGUUCCGGACGGUGAGCCCCCAGGAGGGGGCGCGUGUGUACAGCCAGGUCACGGUGCAGCGUGCACUGCUGGAGGAUAAAGGGAAAGUGUCAGAGCUGGAGGUGGUGAUGGAGAAGCAAAAGAAGAAGGUGGAAGGUGAGAUGGAAACAGAGGUCAUUUGACCCUUGCCAGCCCUCCGCUACAAGUUUCCACGUAGUGGGUCUCCCCGUGCCCCAUGGGAGAAAGGACUCUGCAGCCCCCACCAGUGGAAGUAGACCCCUCGAAGGAUCGCUGACCUGUUCCGGCCCUGGUUUUCCCCUGUCCUUCCUAGAGUUUACUGAGCAAGCACUGUGCUCGUCAACCGGCCAAGAGCGGGAGGGGGGGAAGUGAAGAGAAAAUUUAGGGACUCCACUUUGCUGCGCACCCCAGGAGAGGGCGCACUCGGGAGCCCUGUGCAUUGUGAUAUGUGGCCCAGUCUAUAAACAGCCUCUUCUUAGCAGGCAGUGUCAACUGUUGUCCCUUCUCUACUCAGCUACCAGGGGUCUCAGGGACCUGCUUGCCCCAGCUACAGCUUCAUAGGAGAAAAGGAAUGUAGGAGCCAUCUCCACUUUUUUUAGUUUCCUUCUCUAAACCCUGCUCUCCUUCCCUGGGGUCCCAAUCCAGACUUCUGCCUGACCUCCAGCCUUAAGUUCACCCAGAACAAUCUUCUGAACACUCAGUAUCCCAACCCUUCCCUUGCUCAAAAUCCUUUUCUGGUUCUUCAUUGCCCCCCUAGCCCUGUAGUAUGGCUCUCAAGGCCCUGAGUGGUUUGGUCCCUACCCACCUCUCCAACCUCAUCCUUUACCUCCUCACUAUUCCAUGCAUUCUGCUUCUGCCCUUCUCCAAACACUCCCCAAACCCCUUCAACCACCCAAGAUUUUGGAUUUGGUUUCUGCUGGCUGGACCAGCGACUUUCUGCCUGAACUCCUAUUCAGCAUUCCACGCCCAGCUCAAAUACCCACUUAAGGGAAACCCGCUCUCUUCCUCCAGGUUAGUCUCCCAGAAUCCACCACUUUGUCCCCUACUUCUUGCCAGGGGUCCAGCCACAGAGAAGUAGUUGUGUCCUGAACAUACCACAGGCUUUCUGGCUAGUCUUCCUGUGAGACGACAGUCUACCAGGAAGCUUCCUACCUCCUCAAGCUCCUUUUUCCUCUGGCUAGCCAGCAGCUCCUUCCCAUUAUCUGGGUGGCUGGCAAGUCUAGUUCAGAACUGAUUUGCUCUGGCUCUCAGCCUCGUUCAGACUGGACGUUCCUCCAGCUUAGAAAAGGACGUUCCUCCUUCCUUGGCUCCUUCUGCUUCCCCACAAUGCCCACUGCCAAGCUCCCCUGCCAGAAGGCCUGCUAGCCUCUCCCCUGGAGCUCAGCUUCUACCUGGACCAGUUGGCAUCCUCCAAAAUCAGACAAGUCAGAGGCACAGCCAUGUACUGGGAGGAACCAUGAUUCUCAGUCCCUACUUCCUUCUGCAACCCGGGUACAUCAGCCCUCCAAGACUUCUUCCCACCUCGAACCACCCUGCUCACACAACCUCCUUUGGCUCCCUAUGGCCCAUCAGAUAAAAUCUAAGCUCUAGCUUAGCGGCAAGAGGCCUGUGGCCAGCUAGGUUCACCAGCUUCUCAGGCCCAGCAUUCUGCUUGCCUCUUCCUGCCGCCAAACUUGGUUCAUGCUGUUCCAUCCACCCAGAAGACCCUCAGCCCUUAUGGGUAUCUAAUCACCAUUCAACCUCUUGUCUGGUGCCCCAGCCAUCAGUUCUAAGAGGGGCAAGCGGAUCCCCAAGCCUGCUUGCUCCACAGUUUUCCCUCAAUAACCCCCCUUGCAAGGCUGCAAACUGGAAUGACUGCAGGAGCCAGACAGUUGGCCCACAUGAGCACACUGGGUCCAAGCCCCAUUCCUAUCACAAUCCAACCUAUCAAGACACCCUGGCAGCUGCCCCUCCAAUAUUCCCAGAAUUUGACCAUUUCUCACCAUCUCUACCACCAUCCCCCAGAUCCAUCACCUCUUGUUGGGACUGCAGCAGUAACCCCUUAGUUAGUCUUCCUGUUUCUGUCCCUCAGUGCUACCCCCCAGACUCUUCUCAACGCUGCAGCCAGAGGGACCUGUUAAAACCUAGGUUCUCCUUCAUAGCCCAUUACCUUUCCAACCCCACCCCCAUUGCUUCUCUCCAGCCACAUCAGCUACUUCCUCUGCCUCACCACGUCAGGCACACUUCUACCUCAAGGCCUUCGCACAUGCCAUUCUCAUCAAGACUCAUCCCUCAAAUACCUACAUGACUCAAUUCCUCAGACCCUCAAAUGUCUGCCUGUGCCAGCCUACGAGGCGUGCUCUGACCACCCUAUACAAAAUGCACACAUACACACACACCAGCUUCCUUCUCCCCUUCCCCUGCUUUUCCUCCACAGCACCACCACCUAAAAUACUUUCAUUUUAUCAUUGGAUGACUUAUGCCUCUCCCCCUAAAAUGUACUGGAUCUUUGCCUGUUUCAUUCACUACUAUAUCACCAACUGGUAGAAUAGGGCCUGGCAAGUAGAAUAUGACCAAGAAUGAAUGAAUGAACAAAUUGAAUGAAUGAAUGAAUGACCCAUCUUAGUAGAUGGGUCUUACUCAGCUCCAGCCAACUGUUACCAUAUAGGACUGAAGAGCUCACACCAUCACAGCUUCCUUUUUUUCCUGGGAAGUCAAAUUCCAGAUUUUUCUAUGUGAAUUACCCAAAUUUUAAAUAUUGUCAAUUGACUGUUUCAAAAACACUGAUGACAAGACCCAAGCUCCCCAGCUCAAUAUUGAGACCCAUUGUCUCACCUGGCUGACCCUUCUUCCCCAUCCUAAGCCACCUCCCUUCUGUCCAUGUCAGCCCUGGCCUGGGUCCUCUACUCCAACUAGCCACUAUUCCUGAAGCCCCUCCACACCCUGA